Messenger RNA from Gloeophyllum trabeum ATCC 11539, 2713 nucleotides. RefSeq lists its product as uncharacterized. The transcript has 16 exons. Gene Ontology annotation, cellular component: nucleus. NCBI's taxonomy places the organism in Eukaryota, Fungi, Basidiomycota, Agaricomycetes, Gloeophyllales, Gloeophyllaceae. Bases 6 to 1319 code for a protein of 437 amino acids. The record is from RefSeq and is a predicted model, not a curated record.
ACGACAUGUCUUCUGAGACAUGGCCACCGCAGCUGAAGGACUGGGUUGCGAGAUGUCUUGGGCAGAUGACUGAGGCGAAUCGUGCUGAGGCCCAGGCAGAAUUAAGACAGGUAAUAUCUGAUGCUUUCAAUAACAAGACGCUCUGGACCACAGAUUGGGAAGGCGUCCAACUCCAAAGUCUCAUGCCCAAACCUCCCCCUGCUCUCAAUAAUCUGAAACGAAAGAUCGAUAUGUCCUCGAGUGUAACGAGUAAGAAAGCCAAGAAAGCUGCGAUGCGGAAUGCGAACGCUACUUCCGAUGUCAACGACCAGGCUGCAUUACAGCGUAGAGCUGCACGAUUCCAGCGGGAACAUGAGAUAGAGCGUCAGAAGAACCACAGUAAUGGGGGUCAUGUAUCAUUCCCGCCAAAAUCUCAGAAUUCUCAUAUUUUUUCACACUCGCCAACGCCAUUUGGUAAUGGGGAUGAGCCUGAAGCGGAUCCGAAUGUCCCGAACUGGGAUCGCUUCACUAUUGUAGGAACCUCACAGGAACUCUUCAAGGACUAUCUUCGGUUAACUUCAGAACCCAAACCUGAGCAAAUACGACCCUACGCCGUUCUCCAACGGACGUUAUUAGAACUCAAGAGCCGAUGGCGACAGAAGACUAGUUAUAACUGGAUCUGUAGUCAGUUUAAGAGUCUGCGACAGGAUCUCACAGUUCAGCGAAUCAAGAACGAGUUCACAGUGCAAGUGUACGAGAUUCACGCACGGAUGGCUCUAGAAGUCAGCGACAUGGUUGAAUACAACCAGUGUCAAUCUAUGUUAAAACAUCUUUACGAACUUGGUAUCCCCGGCAAAGUAGAGGAAUUUACUGCCUACCGCAUUCUGAUGUUGUUGCACGGGCGAAAUAGAAGUGAUCUAAAUCUCUAUGUAGGUCAGCUAACCUCGAAACAGAAAAAUGAUCCUGCAGUCAGGCAUGCUCUGGACGUCUCUCGAGCGCUUUCUAUCGGAAAUUAUCAUGCGUUCUUCGAUCUUUAUCUGAAUGCCCCCAACAUGGGUGCAUAUAUAAUGGAUCAUUUUGUGGCCAGAGAGAGGAUCAGAGCUCUAAUGAUCAUGACAAAAGCAUAUAUGAAACUUCCUCUCCGCUUCAUCGAAAAGGAACUGGCGUUUGAUACCCUUGCUGAAGCACGAGACUUCCUGAUAGAACACAAAGGUGGAAUAUUCACGAACCCCAACAGUCCCGAUCUGGAAAAGGUCCUCGACUGUAAACCUGCCGCUUUCCCUCUUGCUCAAGCGUACGAUGAGAAGUACGUCAAGGUGCGAAUCAAGGGUGCCAUCUAGGUCGAUAUUCUCUGGAUACGUUACUUCUGCGAGCGUUCGGUCAAAAUAUCUGUGGAACAUGAUGCAUCAUAUCCCGGGCUCCUGGCUGACUCUGAUCUGGCAAGGCCCUUCUUAUUCUUUCAUCUGACUGCUUUUGGUUUCACUUCUGUAGGAUGUGAGGGUGUUGCUGCAUAUUUGCUAUUGUAUCGCACUUCCUAGCAUUGUCGGUAUUCCUUCAGUCUCGCAUUCUCGCAGGGAUGAACCGCCGUAAUACAACCUCUCGCACUGUAAAAAACUGGAGGCAGGCGGGGGACGCGAGCAAAACUGAAUGGCACCUAGAGCGGCUCGGGAUAGUCACAUAGGUCAAUACCAGGGUCUUCUGAACCUGCGAGUUGACCCGAUUGACAGUACUGAGCCAAGUCCAGGAGAAUGGAUCAACAUUCUGCAGAUCGAAUGGACACGUUUCCCUAUCUUGCUCGUCCUCGUACACGGGACACACCACUAUAGCAAAUUCGGCGUGAUGGAAGACGGGUCCUCGCUUGUACAAUAGGUAGUCGACGCAGAAUUUGAUCCCACUGCGGACGACCCACCCUAAGGAUCGGUAAUGAUGGUACACAACGUAAUUGAUCAGGAAUGGGUUGUCGAAGCGUAGAUUGGAUAGUUCUUGGGAGGCGCUGAAAUAGAGUGGGAAAUGGACCAGCUGGAACGUCUGCCAUAUCUGUUGGAGCGACAUAGCCGCAUGCGUAUCGGGAUCGACAAUCAUAAGACAGUCUAGUGUCCACGCCAGGAAGAAGGCUUCUUGAAGAGUAAGCUGCAGAUGCUCCAUGUUCUCAGGAAUAAUAUCCUCGUCCUCGGGAGGAUCUUUCUGAGUGGUGGGGGUUGAUGGUUCAGGGGCUGGAGGCGGAGGAGAUGCGGGUCUUGAUGGCUUCCAUGUCGCAGCGGACGGGAUAACAAUGCCUGUUUCUUCCACAGUCAAUAUGCGACCCUCAGCAAAUGCUGCUUCGGCCGCUGCCGCUGCCUGAGCUAUGGCUCUCGCACGAUCGAGCUUGAAUUGCUUUCGCUCUGCUCUUCGUUUCGCGGUGACCUGUUCAGAAACCAUAUUCUUCUCGGCGUUUUGUCUUGCAUUGAUUUGCCGAGCUAACCAGCUAGGCUCACUCCGAGAUAGAGUACCUUUGCCAAAGAAACCCCUUCGCCAUAAGGUCGUCGAGUAAUCCGAAUUUGUCACCCAGACCGACCGGGUAUGUGCAUCAAAUACUCCUUCGCAAUGAGGAUUCUGUAUGCGAGAGCCUGCAAGUCCAAACAGACCCAAGACUUUAUGACUUGACCAGACAUUCUUUUCUUCAGGCGAGAAUACUAGCGGCAACGGGUUUGCAUAAAUACGAUUGUUGUCGUUUCUGCGAAAAUUUCCCUUCUUU